UGAACGUUCGUUGAAACCGCACGUCCAUUUCGUUUCAAAAAAGCUUCACGAUUCCGAGCUUUGUUCAAAUUUUUAAUUAUGUGUUUAUUUUUUGAUCGUGAAUAGAAUUUACGGCAAUAUUUUAAUCUGGCAAUUGUGAAUUUGUGAUUGUAAAAUUAUUUUGUUUAUCCUGUCGCUAAAUAGUGUUUGUAAACGGAUUCAGUAGUGUCGGCAUAGUUUAUUUAACUAAGUUCGUGACAGUGCUUUCCAUUUAUCUAAGGAAUGUUUUUGGAGAAUUGACAUCUUAAUAAAUAUAAAGGAGCGGCUUGGCGCGGCGUAACCGGCGGGCCGCGCCAUGGGUAACAAGUGCUGCAGCCGCCGUCAUGACCCAGAUAGGCCUUUGGUAUAUCCGGCGUACAAGAAUGAGGCGGGUUUCACGGCGUGCCCCUCGUCGCUGGAGACUCGGUAUACGGGAGAACCCAACACACGAGUGCUGUCGCGACCUCCCGCGGAUAUCGUGCGCACACGCAACCCUGGAAAAUGUAUAACAAACGGCGGUCGUCGCGUAGUAAAGGCACUAUGUGCGUACACAGCUCGGGCAGACUCAGACAUUUCAUUCCGCAAGGGCGACCGUAUGGAGGUCUUGAGCGAUGCAGAACCUGAUUGGUGGAGAGUCCUUCAUCUGACCACUAGGAGAGAGGGCCUCGUACCUGUCAACUUCGUCGCUGAAGAAAGUUCCGUUGAAUGUGAAGACUGGUUCUUUCCUCACGUAUCCCGCAAAGAGGCCGACAAACUCCUCCUCGCUGAAACCAACCCUCGAGGGACGUUCCUCGUCAGGCCAGCGGAACAUAACCCUCACGGCUUCAGCCUGAGCGUCAAGGAUUGGGAGGAGGGAAGAGGGUACCAUGUCAAGCAUUACAAGAUCAAGCCUUUGGACAAUGGAGGGUUCUACAUCGCCACAAAUCAAACGUUCCCGAGUCUGCCAGCGCUUGUUAUGUCUUAUACAAAGAACGCGUUAGGUCUGUGCCACGUACUCGCGCGGCCGUGUCCCAAACCUGAACCUCAAAUGUGGGACCUCGGACCCGAGUUACGGGACAAAUGGGAGAUACCACGGUCAGAAAUACAACUCAUAAGGAAACUAGGACAAGGCAACUUCGGAGAGGUCUACUAUGGGAAGUGGCGUAAUAAUAUUGAGGUGGCUGUGAAAACACUGAGAGAAGGCACAAUGUCGACCCAAGCCUUCCUACAAGAGGCAGCCAUUAUGAAGAAGUUCCGACACAAGCGGUUGGUGGCGCUGUACGCAGUUUGUUCCACCCAAGAGCCAGUUUACAUAGUGCAAGAAUAUAUGAGUAAAGGUUCCCUCCUGGAGUUCCUCAGAAACGGUGAGGGCAAGUUCCUCCAGUUUGAGGAUCUAGUGUACGUGGCCGCACAAGUCGCGUCCGGCAUGGAAUACUUAGAAUCCAAAAUGUUGAUACACAGAGACUUAGCCGCUAGAAACGUGUUAAUAGGUGAAAAUAACGUAGCUAAAAUAUGUGACUUUGGUCUCGCGAGGGUGAUUGAAGACAACGAGUACUGCCCCAAGCAGGGAUCUCGCUUCCCAGUGAAGUGGACGGCGCCUGAAGCCAUCAUCUACGGACGAUUCUCCAUCAAGAGCGACGUCUGGUCGUACGGCAUCCUACUGAUGGAGCUGUUCACGUACGGACAGAUACCUUACCCCGGUCUGCACGGCAAAGACGUCAUCGAACAAGUGGAGCGAGGCUACAGAAUGCCGAAACCCGUCGGCCACUACCUCCCCGACGAUAUCUAUAGACUGAUGCUACAAUGCUGGGACGCUAUCCCCGAGAAACGGCCCACUUUCGAAUUCCUAAACCACUAUUUCGAAUCGUUCACAGUGACCAGUGAGAUACCGUACAGAGAAGUGCAAGACUAGUGCUGUGAUAUAGUGAAAUAGUUUGUAUGUGCCGCGUGAGAGACAUUGUGUAUCGUGUAGGGUCCUCUUAGCAAAUGUGGCACUUAUACAGUGCUGUGGCCGUCUCCGCCCGGGACCGGCCACACACAUAUAAAUCCACUUUUAGUAUUUUUAUACUCAAAUCAUUAUUGAACUAAAACAAUACAGGAACGUGUGAGCUUCUUUUUUAUUGGUCGACGGCUUUUCUCUUCUGUUUUGUAAGUCAAAAUUGAUAUCGAAACAUUUAGCCUAAGUCAAUACGAAAACACAGAAACUGAGGUACGUUAAGUCCACUAAAAUAAAUUUAGUAUUUAUAGUAUUGAUCAAUUUUCACUUUCUAUAUUAUUUAUGUAGCUUAUAAGCACUGGUAGUGUUGUUUUGCAUUUUGUACAAACUAAAUUGUUCACUACGGGAUAAGCAAUAAGGUUGAAAACGAAAUGUAACACAAUAUUUUCAUAUUCUAAAAUGAUAUGUGAUAUUUUUUUUAUCACCGUAAGGCCCGACACUGGAGUACGAUUAAGAUCUCAAGUCCUACGCUUCACUCGUGCUUUGUUACUCCAAGUUAUUGUUAAAGUUCACGCACAACCAAAAUUACGUCUUGUUUGCGUACAAAUUUAUAAUUGCCCUUAUUAACGACAGAAAAUUCAACUAAAGUACUUCAAGGCUCCUUUGCAAUUAUCAUGUACAUUUUAGAGGAAGUUAAUGUAGAAACCUUUAGUUGUCAUUAGCUCCCUGAAUCAAAAUUGACUACUGGAUAUUAUAUGGUGGAUAGAAAUACACGUAUGUAUAAACAGGACUACAAAAAACACAUGUUCAAUCUUAUAAUAAUGUUGCGAACAAAAUAACUAAGCAAAUAGCCUCAUACUU
Molecule: messenger RNA, 2794 nt
Organism: Spodoptera exigua (beet armyworm)
Lineage: Eukaryota; Metazoa; Arthropoda; Insecta; Lepidoptera; Noctuidae
Source: the annotation of a GenBank genome assembly